CUGCAAGCACAAGACCGAGCUCACCGCAUUGGUCAACAGAACGAGGUCCGGGUGCUGAGACUCUGCACCGUGAACAGUGUGGAGGAGAAGAUUCUUGCAGCUGCCAAAUACAAGCUGAACGUGGAUCAAAAAGUUAUCCAGGCGGGCAUGUUUGAUCAGAAGUCUUCAAGCCACGAGCGGAGGGCAUUCCUGCAGGCCAUAUUGGAACAUGAAGAGGAAAAUGAGGAAGAAGAUGAAGUACCAGACGACGAGACUCUGAACCAAAUGAUUGCUCGACGCGAGGAAGAAUUUGACCUUUUUAUGCGCAUGGACAUGGACCGGCGGAGAGAAGAUGCUCGAAAUCCAAAGCGUAAACCGCGCCUAAUGGAGGAAGAUGAGCUGCCCUCUUGGAUUAUUAAGGAUGAUGCUGAAGUAGAAAGGCUCACGUGUGAAGAAGAGGAAGAGAAAAUAUUUGGCAGGGGCUCUCGCCAGCGCCGCGAUGUGGACUACAGCGAUGCCCUCACAGAGAAGCAAUGGCUCCGGGCCAUCGAAGACGGCAAUUUGGAAGAAAUGGAAGAGGAAGUACGGCUUAAGAAAAGAAAAAGGCGAAGAAAUGUGGAUAAAGAUCCCGUGAAGGAAGAUGUGGAAAAAGCUAAGAAGAGAAGAGGCCGCCCUCCAGCUGAGAAACUCUCACCAAAUCCGCCCAAACUGACAAAGCAGAUGAAUGCUAUCAUCGACACUGUUAUAAACUACAAAGACAGUUCAGGGCGACAGCUCAGUGAAGUCUUCAUUCAGUUACCUUCCAGAAAAGAGUUACCAGAGUACUAUGAAUUAAUUAGGAAGCCAGUGGAUUUCAAAAAAAUCAAGGAGAGAAUUCGUAACCAUAAGUACCGGAGCCUGGGCGACCUGGAGAAAGACGUCAUGCUUCUCUGUCACAAUGCACAGACAUUCAACUUAGAGGGAUCCCAGAUUUAUGAAGAUUCCAUCGUCUUACAGUCAGUGUUUAAGAGUGCUCGGCAGAAAAUUGCCAAAGAAGAAGAGAGUGAGGAUGAUAGCAAUGAGGAAGAGGAAGAAGAAGAGGAAGAGGAGUCCGAGUCAGAGGCAAAAUCUGUUAAGGUGAAAAUCAAGCUUAAUAAAAAAGAUGAGAAAGGGCGGGACAAAGGAAAAGGCAAGAAAAGGCCAAAUCGAGGGAAAGCCAAACCUGUUGUGAGUGAUUUUGACAGUGAUGAAGAGCAGGAUGAAAACGAACAGUCAGAAGCAAGUGGGACUGAUGAUGAGUGAACACUUGGACCUUUUUUUUCCAUCAUAGAACUGAAUCCUUUCCUCUUCCCACAUUUCUUCCCAGUGAGUUCACUUGUCGUUGGGGGCACUGGGUUGUUUCUACGUCCUCAUCCUCAUCUAUAAACUAGCUUUAGGAUAGUGCCAGACAAACAUAUGAUAUCAUGGUGUAAAAAAAAAUACACACGCAAAUAUUUGUAACAUAUUGUGACCAAAUGGGACUCAAAGAUUCAAAGAUUAAAAGCAACAAAAGCUUUUGAUGGAAAAAAUAGGUGGGUGGAAAGUAUAUUUCUAUGGGUGGUUCUAAUUUGGUAACUAUUUGAUUGUGCCUGGUUUUAUCACCUGUUCUGAUGAGAAGAUUUUGUUUGUCUUUUGUAGUACUGAUAACCAGGAGAAGCCAUUAAAAGCCACUGGUUAUUUUAUUUUUCAUCAGGCAAGAUUUUUCAAGAUUUUUAUUUGUUCAGUACUUUUUUUUUACACUGUGAUACAUAUAAGCAACUUUAAUAGGUGAUAAAUGUGUACAGUAGUUAGAUUUCACCUGCAUAUAUACAUUUUUCCAUUUUAUGCUCUAUGAUCUGAAGAACAAAAGCUUUUUGAAUUGUAUAGGAUUUAUGUCUACUGUAAACAUUGCUUAAUUUUUUUCCUUUCUGCUCUUGGUUUUGAAAGUUUUGUUAAAAGCGCAAUUGACUAUUGCAAUCUUUAGAGUGUAUUGAAUGGCUUCCUUUGUCCACUUGACCUCCCAAGUUCCCAAGGUGUAUUGUCUCCUCCCUAAAGUGUACUUAAUCUUUGCUUUCUUUGCACAAUGUCUUUGGUUGCCAGUCAUAAGCCUGAGGCAAAUAAAAUUCCAGUAAUUUUGAAGAA
Messenger RNA from Perognathus longimembris pacificus (Pacific pocket mouse), 2118 nucleotides. Its product is annotated as probable global transcription activator SNF2L2. Bases 148 to 1260 code for a protein of 370 amino acids. The transcript has 2 exons. Lineage: Eukaryota; Metazoa; Chordata; Mammalia; Rodentia; Heteromyidae. Gene Ontology annotation, molecular function: histone binding. Gene Ontology annotation, biological process: chromatin remodeling. The record is from RefSeq and is a predicted model, not a curated record. Gene Ontology annotation, cellular component: RSC-type complex.